GCAUUAAACUCGACCACACCAAACGACGGCCGGCCCAAAUUAAAAGACCGACCCGGCCCUUGCAACAACCACGCAAAUAGAUCCCACUCAUAUACACUCCAGUAGCUAGUAGUAGUCGACCCAUCUGCAUCUGUAUGUGUGCUUGCCCCCGGCCGGCCACCUUUCCGGCCGAUCCAUCAUCUAGAGCUAGCUCAUCAUCAGUCUUUGGCGUGUGUGUAUGUAUAUGGUGGUGACCAGCAGCUAGCUAUAGCAGCAGGGUGGUUGUUCUAUAGUUCGUUCCUAUGGUUAUGGCGGCGGCGGCGGCGGUACUGCUCGCGCUGGCCGCCGUGGCGACGGAGGUGGCCGCGGCAGGAACGACGUACACGGUGGGCGCGCCGGACGGGCUGUGGGACAUGCAGACCGACUACGCGCAGUGGGUGAAGAGCAAGACCUUCCGCCCCGGCGACACCAUCACGUUCACGUACUCGCCGGAGCUGCACGACGUGGUGGAGGUGACGAGGGCCGGCUACGAUGCCUGCUCCAGCGCCAACAACAUCUCCGCCUUCCGCACCGGCAACGACGCCGUGCCCCUCACCGCCGUCGGCACCCGCUACUUCCUCUGCGGCCUCACGGGCCACUGCGGCAACGGCAUGAAGAUCCGCGUCGACGUCGUCGCCGCCGCGGCCUCGCCGUCCGCGCCGGGCCCCGCCGCUGCCGCCGCGGCGCCGCCGACGACCUCGUCGCCCUGCAUCGUCGGAGUCGUCGCCGCCUCGCUACUGCUGCUUCUGCUGCACGCCGUCGUCAGCUACUAGCUUCGCCACGCGUCGCUUGAGUUUUGUUAUGUUUCGGCUGCGUGUGUGUUCGUCCAUGUUCCAUACAUAUACACACUACUGUUCUUUUUUCGCGCAUGCUAGCUAGCUAGUGAUUUGUAUACCCUCUCAACAAGCAUAAGCGCAGGAAAAGAGCGCAUCAACUGCAU
Messenger RNA from Zea mays, 958 nucleotides. Its product is annotated as uclacyanin-2. Gene Ontology annotation, cellular component: plasma membrane. Lineage: Eukaryota; Viridiplantae; Streptophyta; Magnoliopsida; Poales; Poaceae. The transcript has 2 exons. The record is from RefSeq and is marked validated. Bases 282 to 791 code for a protein of 169 amino acids. Gene Ontology annotation, molecular function: electron transfer activity.